AGUGGUGGGUUAGGAAUAUAGAUCCUCUGGCCACAGUGCAAAAAAUGAAUUGGAGAUUCCAGGACAAGGACCAUGGAGGAGCUAGAAUAAUAAAGUGCAUGCACCACAAGUGCCAUUGUGGUAAGGAUGUUGACAUGUAGCUUAGCCCAGCUUGUGUGGGAUGGAAAACAGGGCCCCGAGACCCUGCAUGAAGCUCCUGAACUGCAAUGGGCAGCAAACAUUACAGCCUCAUUCAUCCCUUCACUCAGCAAGUAUGUGCUGAGCACCUACUGAGUGCCAGAUACUGUCUUGAUGCCAGGGAUUCCACAGUGAUCCCUGAACCCCAUGCAGCUCUCCUUUUAGUGGGGUGGCUACGCCAUAAAUGAAUAAAUGUAUAUGUCAGGGUUGUAUCACUAGAAAGAUGAUUGUUCCAACCCAGGUGAGAGGGGACAAUAAAGGCCAAUAUCCACUGCUGUAACUCACGUUUCAGAAAUUUGAUCACCAAAUCAACAGUGUUAAGGGGAAGAACAUUUAAGAGGUGAUUAGGUAGAUGGUAGAGCACUUGCCUAGCAUGCAUAAGGCUCUGGAUUUGAUCCUCAGCACCACAAAGAAAAAAAAAGGUGAGUCCAGCCCCCUCUGGUGUGUAUGCUUUUUUGCCCUCUCUUCCACCUUGCUAUGUAAUGACACACUGAGAAGGUCCCCAUUGAGGUCCCUCAAUCUUGGACUUCCCAGCCUCCAGAACCAUAAGCCAAAUAAAGUUCUUUUCUUUAUAAAUUAACUAGUCUCUUGCAUUGUCAUAGUAGCACCAAAUGGACUAAGACAACCUACCAAGGAAGUAGAGCCAGAAUUCAAACGAAAGAUCGUGUGGCUUUAGGUCUAUGGACCUUCAGCUACUGUUUUUUGUUGUUUUUUAAAGAGUGUCCCCAGGCUGGCUUUGAACUUGUGAUCCUCCUACCUUAGCAGGCAUGUGCCACCACACCCAGCUUAGGAACUGCCUUACUGAAGAGUUUGUUUUAAAGCAAGUUUCCAGUUCCCGACAUGCUCGUUUGAGCUACUCUGCUGGCAGAUUUUCUUAACUAGUCACUUCCCAAGAAAUUCAGCUCCUGGGGUCAAAUCCUGGCUUCCCCAGAAGCAUUUGGUAAGGUUUUGGGAGGCUGAUGCAACUAUCCCGUUGACUCCUACCCACUGUGCCCUCCAAACUUAGCUCCUAGGGGUAUACAAGAUCCAGCCACCUAGCUUGUCAUGAAGUAGGGCUGGAAGAUGGGACAAAACAGGGAAUAUUUAGUAGGUGGCUGAGUGUCAUUAUCCCUGAUUUACAUAGAAAGAUACAUACAUAGUUACUUUUUUUUUAAUAAAAUAAAAUUUGGGGAGCUUUGUGGUUCUAGUUAUGAUUCUAAAAUCCUAUGACAUGUGAGAGGAUCCUAAGGCCCAGCAAAACGUGGAAAUUCUACAAUUCUCAAGAUCCUAAGCCUGUGCUGCAAUGAACUCGGUGUGAGCAAGAGCUGGUUCCUGACCCUGUGCCAGAGUACUGGGGGCAGGCACCACUCAGGAAUCCCUCUCCCAGCUCUACCUCCCAAACCUGCUGGAGAACACCAUCCUGGCUUCCCCCACGGCCUUGGUAGGCGGGAACCAGGACAGCCUAGGGGCGGGACCGGAGUUAGGGGGAGGAGAGCCCCAGGUCCCGCCCAGAAGCAGACUCGCAGACUUCCCUGUCCAUCUGCAGAAGGCAGCCUGGGUGAGAGGCUCUGGCGGAGGCGUACGCCAGAGCCAUGGGGUCGGGGCGCGACGCCAUCCUGGAGGCACUGGAAAACCUGACCGCUGACGAGCUUAAGAAGUUCAAGAUGAAGCUGCUGUAUGUGCCACUGCGUGACGGCUACGGUCGCAUCCCCAGGGGGAUGCUGCUGCCCAUGGACGCCUUAGACCUCACCGACAAGAUUGUCAGCUUUUACCUGGAGGCCUAUGGCUCGGAGCUCACGGCCACCGUGCUGCGAGACAUAGGCAUGCAGGAGAUGGCGGAGCUGCUGGAGGUCAAGCUCACGGUUCCUCCUGCCCUGAAAAUAAGGCUCCUCUGCUGGGAAAGGCACUUCCUGCUCGGCCCCGAAUUUAGGGGCCCCCACUUCUUUAGUUUGGCUCAUUUCUUUACAGCCAGCGGAGCUAAACCUGCUGAAAUCAAGGCCCCUCUUCAGACAGCAGCCAAGUCAAGAGAAGCACCCAAGUCAGCCAUACACUUCGUGGACCAGCACCGGAGAGCACUCAUCUCCAGGGUCACAGACGUGGAGGGGGUUCUGGACGCGCUGUAUGAGGACAGGGUCGUGUCGGAGGAGCAGUACCAGGCAGUGCGGGCAGAGAGCACCAACCCAACCAAGAUGAGAAAGCUCUUCAGCUUCACACCCUCCUGGAACCAGGCCUGCAAGGACCUGCUCCUCCAGGCCUUGAGGGACACCCAGCCCUUCCUGGUGGAGGACCUGGAGAAGAGCUGAGGCGUCUUCCCCAGCAACAGCCCACUGGUCCACUACUGGCAACCCCACUUAACCCAUGUUUCUUUUUAUAUACAAUAUAUGAAAAAAUAGCUUGUACUUGUUUCUCCUACGCCCUGCUGGCAUGUGGAGGCACGAGCUGGGGUGCAGACUGGGAGGUAGCUCAGUGUGAGGCAAAGUAUGUGGUUGGCAUGCACAAGGCCUGAGUUCCAACUCUGAACCAAAAAUGCACACAGGCUCAAGUGAUGCUCUGACAUCACUGUUCCUAGGCUAUUAGGCUCCUCAAAUGCUUUCUGGUUACCAUAUGGUGGCUCUUCCCAUCUUAUCCCAGAGUCUACCCUUGAAAUUAUACAUAAUACCCCCAUGGCCAGGGUAGAGUUAAAACAGGAGACUCUGCAAAAGGGCCUGGAACAGUGGGGAACCAGACUUGUCUAAGGCAUUUACAUAAUAGACCCUACACCUUUCACCUUUUCCACAGGGGGGAAAACUCCUGAAUUACAGCUAUUUUAGGGAAGAGAAAUUAGCAUCAUCCAAACAUAAAACAGAACAAGCCACCAAAUAGAAUUCUGUGAUUGUUUCUAGCACAGGAACUAGCAGACCUCUGUGUUCCCUCUGGUCCACCCCAUCCCUGGACCCCAUAACUGGAAAGGGUUAUAGGUUACACUUUGCACAGAAAACAUGUCAACCACAAAAGGAAACUUUCAAAAAGUAAGUUGUGGUAGCUAAUUCUUCUCUUGAUGCCAUUUUUGCCUAUAAAAGGAAACACAAGUAUUUUUCUCCAGGAUAACAGUAUUAAGGAGUCUCUGUGAAGGCUAAAGCUAUAUCCUAAGCACACUUUGUACCCAUCCCUUUCUGGCCUUUAAAGGGGAAUGAAGAUUUGCAAAGCAACCAGCAGGUACUACCUACCCAGGAUACGCUAAGAACCUGGAGCCUAAUCCACAGACAACCAUUUCCCAACUUUACUACCCCCACCAGGCUUAGUUCUAACCUCUUACCUCCAACAGGCCUCCUAACUGGCCCUGUCUCUAGUCUACCUACAAGAGCCUGAGUAACUGAAACUGAUGGUGGGAAAGGACUGUCAUACAGGUACACACCUAAACUUCUUCCAGCCUAACCCUUAAUCCCAUCCAACCUCUUCUCCCACCCCUCUCCUUACAUAGCCUUCUCCCACCAAUACUAUUUGCUCACACCCAGCUCCAAGCACUCAUCAUCACACAUGCCAAAGUCCUUUAGUUCUGGACAGCCAAGGAAUUUCCUACCCAUCCCAGCAUGCUCAAAGGUAUGCCUUUCUCUGGCUCAGAUGGUACAUUCCAUACAGUGUCUCUGGGGCAAACCAAACCAUUGUCAUAGUCUUGUUUAUAUAGGGCCCCUCCAUUAGACCAAGCUUCAGUUAAGACCUUUUUUUCAACCUCUAUACAAAUGCCUUUUAAAAGUUUUUGAAAGUUUCACAGGACUACCAAGCACAGUGGCUCACACCUGUAAUCGCAGCUACUUGCAGAGAUUGGGUGGACCAUGGUUGAGGCUAGCCUGAGGUAAGUUAUUGAGACCGUAUCUCAACCAACAGCUGGAUGUGGUGGUACAAGUCUGUCAGCCCAACUACACAGGAAGCAUAAAUAAGAGAUCAAAGUUCAGGCUGGCCCUAGCAUAAAACAAGACUCCUAUUUCAAAAGUAAAAGCAAAAUUGGCUAGGGGGCGUGGCUAAAGUGGAAGAGCUCCUGCCCAGCAAGCUUGAGGCCCUCAGUCCAAGCCCCAGUACCACCAAAACAAAAUCUUCACAGGAACCUAAUGGUUCUCAUGAGAUGGGGCCAUAGGUGACAUUUCCCUGUACAACAGCUAUCCUUUUUUUUUUUCUGGCAGCACUGGGAUUUGAACUCAGGGUCUCAUGCUUGCUAGGCAUGACUUUUACAACUUGAGCCACUCUGCCAGCCCAACUAUUCUUAAGUAGCUACAGCUAUCCUUAAGUAGCUACAAACACCAGUGCAAUCCUAAACCAACAUCGUUUUAAGAAAUAGCUUCCCUAAGUAUAGCCAGGGGCUGUGAUAGUUUGAAGCCAACCUGGGUUACACACAGUAAGACCCUGAGUCAAAAAACCAAGAUAAAAAAUUUCUUGGGAGCUCACUUUUCUCUGGGGGUGGGCUAACUCAUUUCUACCUGAAGUCUCAGAUUUUUGUCACAACAAUGGUUAAAAGCAAAAGUUCUACAAAGGAUAAAAAUCUCAAGUGUGGAGGCAAGUCUCAAGGUGUAUAGUACCUGCCUAACAAGCACAAGACAAUUAAGUUCAAACCUCAGUUGGGGGUGGGGGGUGAAGGUACUGAUCAAAUGGGACAAAGAAAUGAGUUCAUGUGGCUGAGAGCAUGCCUAGCAAGUGCAAGGUCUUGAGUUCAAACCCAGUACUGAAACUCCCCCACCACCACCAAAAAAAAUUCAAAUUCCAGCUCCACCUCACACUAGCCAGUUGGUGACUCAACUCCUCCUCUGCAAAGUGGGAACAGGACACAGCCCUUCACCUACCAGCAACUGGCACAUAGCAAAUACACCUGUAUGUCAACAACUCCCUCCAGUAAACACCUCUCAGGCAGACCCAAUUCUCACUGGAGCCAGACAGGUAUUUCCCACAUCCCUAACUGUGGUGAAAACUCCCUACAUGAUGCCCCAGAUCUCUCCAACAAAAACUUUAAAACCCAGAGGGAAAAAAAAACAUCUAAAACAAUUUUUGAGGCAGGGUCUCACUAUGUAGCCCAAGGCUAAGAUUCAAAUAUGUCAUCUUCCUGCCUUAGCCUUCUUGAGUGCUGAGAUCACAGGUGUAUGCCACCAUAGUAACUAACAACAAACAUUCCUUGUUCAAAUCUUCCAUCAAGAGUCAGAAAACUUAGAACAAGCAAAAUAGAAGCCAGCACUAGCUAGGUUUAGUGCCAGCAACAAGAACCCAAAUGCAGGACAUAGUCUUCUUUCUUCUUAGCUCCUAGACGACACUAUUUAUGUAUAAAGUUUUGCACAAAACCAAGAUCCCCUUCAGGGAGAAAGUGGAGAGAAUAAGCAGGAAUUGAGCUAACAUACUCUCCAGCAUCACUCUAAAAGGGCUACUGAACCAACAGCAUUAGCACCACAAGAGCUUAGAAUCUACAUUUUACAUGCAUUUAUCUACAUCUUUACAUACACACACACACACAAACACACAGAGUACAUCCCUACUCCAAAAAUUCAAAAUGCUCCAAAGUUCGGAACUUUUGUUAGUACUAACAUGAUUCACAAGUGGGAAAUUCAACACCUGACCUCACAGGUCACAAACUAGAGGCACACUAAAAAUUACUGUAGGAAAUUACCUUCAGAUUGUAUGUGAAAUAUAUAUAUGAAACAUUAGUGAAUGUCAUGUUUAAACCUGAGUCCCAUCCCCAAGAUACCUCAUGUUGUAUAUGUAAAUAUUCUAAAACGUGACAAUAACCUGAAAUCCAAAAUAUUUGUUUGUAGGUGUUUUGGUUAAGAUACUCAACCUGUGUAUUUAACUUAGAAAAGAAGACUUGGCUCUAACUUUCUCCAACUGACAGAUUUUCAGUGGCCUUCCCACAUGUCUGGAGACAUGCAUUUUAGUUUUUACUCAGGCACAGUAAACAGAAUGGGCCAGCUUUUCCUUUUGGUUUGGGAAAAUCAAAACAAGCAAAAAAAAAAGUGUCCAGCCUAGGAUGUGACAGCCAGGUUCCUACUCUGACUGGGUUGCAGAAAAGCCCUAAAAUCACUGCACUGAACAGCUACAGAAUCUACCAACUGUGCAACACUGCCACCUCUUGGUGGCAGCCCGGAAAAUAGUUGCUGCUCCCUUCAAAGUUUGCUCAUGCCCUCCACCUCACCCUAGACCUGCCUGCCACUUAAGAUGUCUACUUUGGUCCCCCACUACAGGACUAGCACUCUUUGAGGUGGCAUAGCACAUCCCAAAUCCUCAACCCAAUAGCAUAAAGCUCCUUCCCCACCUUCAGCCCCAACCUCAUUAUUCUCAACUGUCCCACAGUUAACAGAGCCCUUUCCCUGGCACCUACAGCCCCAAAAUUCAGGAUACCACCACAAUCUGAUGAGACAUGAGAGAACUAUCAACCAAGGAAUUAUUUCUUCCCAACCCAACAAAUACUAGGAAUUUUAGACUCAAAACUGUGCCGACCACCAAAAAGGCCCUAGGUGAUAAUCAAGAUAAACUUGACUAUACUGUUUCUAUGCCAGUGUCACGAGGACUACAUUUACAGAGGGAGAUAAACAAUGUAACUUGCAGAAACUCUUAAGUCUAAAAUCAUUUCAAGAUAGUUUAAAAAGAUGAAGGGAAAGAGGCUUUCUAAGUACUGAGGAUCCAAAGGGAGAGUUAUAAAGAGACUACUGGAGAAGAACGAUGGCUGAAGGACCCCACACCUGAGUACUGCGUUUCCUUGCAGACUAGUAUAGGAAAUGAGGUCUGGUUUCAGACCCCCUGGUAGCUGGUUAAGGAUAAGAAGUAUUACCCAGCAUGGUUACAUGUCUUAAUCACACAGCAUAUAGGAAGGAGGCUGAAGCAGAAAAUUUGAGGUCAGCCUGGGCUACAGAUCAAGGCAGUCUAUUUUAAAAGGAAAAAAAAAACUCACACUUGUAAAACUAGCAUUUAUUAAGAUCUAAGGGCUGGGCGCCAGUGGCUCACACCUAUAAUCCUAGCUUACUCGAGAGACAGAGAUCAGGAGGCUCUAGGCUCAAAUCCAGCACCAGCAAACAGCUCGAGACCCUAUCUCAAAAAAACUAUCAGAAAAAAGGGCUGGUGGAGUGACUACAAGGUGCAGGCCCUGAGUUCAAACCCCAGUACCACAAAAAAAGCAUCUAAGGUAACAAGUGUUAUACGGAUAAAAGAAUCCCUAACGUUGUUGGUGGAACGUAGAUUUUAGUCGUUAUGUAAGACAAAAAACUAGAAGUACCACACAUUCCAGCAAUACCACUUCUGCGUAGGUAUUCAAAAGACUUGGAACUCAGAAUGUCAAAAGAAAUGUCUGCACUCCCAUAUUCUUUGCAUUAAUAGCUGAAAUAUGGAAACAAAAAUGACAAUAGGUGAAUGUGGUUUUGAAUCUGGUAUAUACACAAUGAAAUCUGUUCAGUCCUAAAAAAAGAAAUUGUCAUUUUGUGUAUGAUCUCAUGUAUAUGCAUCUUAAAAAGGUGAAAGAACUGAAGUAGAAUGAGGCUGGGGGAGAGGGAAAGGGUUGUUUGUUGGUCAAAGGGUAAAGAGUUCAUUGAGGAGAGGAGGAACCAGUGUUGGUGAUAUACUGCACAGUAAGGUAACUAUCGUUAAUAGAUUAUAAGGCUGAUGGUAUAGCUAAAUGCUAGACCUGUGCUUGGCAUGCCUGAGGUCCCGGUUGAAUUCCCUACACCAUAAAAUAAUGAAUUAUACAUUUCACAAUUGGUAAGAGAGGAUUCCUCUCUCCCAUCCAGUAUUCGGACUGAACUCAAGAGCCUCACACUUGCUAGGCAAACACCACCACUUGACAUACGCCAAGUUCUUUUGCUUUUUUAGUUUCAGAUAUGGUCUUGCUUUGACUAGAUUGACCUCAAACGGAGAUCCUUCUACCUCACUUCCCUAGUAGCCGAGAUUACAAGUUAUAACUGGCGUAAGAGUGGAUUUUGAAUGUUCUCACCACAAACUAUAUGAGGCAAUGGGAUGUUAACUAGCCCAACUGAGUCAAAAUAUCACACUGAACACAAUAUAUAAUUGUCAAUUAAAAGUUAGUGUUUUGUGUGUAUGAUACUGGGGACUGAACCCCAGGGUAUGGCUCUAGGCAAGCACUGUAAAGAUAAAACUUUUUGUCAAACAAGACUAUAGUCUGAAAAAACAUGCCCAAAGGUACAAUCAGUGUGUCAAAUCUCAGGGGCUGGAUCCUAGACCUUAGAACUCUUGGUCAAUCCACUCUUUUACUAACAACCCCAGCAUUAUACUCAAGUUACUGAAACUCAAGCAGCCCUUGCAUGUGUUGGGGAAAGCUGAAGAGGCUAACCAGCAACUAAAACAACCUGCAGCACACCUUUUUCCACCCACAACCUACCUGUAGGCUUCUUCCCAGUUUGUCCCAAUUACAAUCUCAAUGCACAAAAGAGGAACACCUAGUACAUCAAGAAUGCAAACUGUUUUCAAUAAUUUAGUAAUGCUAGGCACCAGUACCUCACACCUGUAAUCCUACUUCAUGAGGCAGAAAUCAGGAGGAUCAGUUUGAAACCAGAAAUGGCUGGUGGAGUGGAUCAAGUGG
Molecule: messenger RNA, 8695 nt
Organism: Castor canadensis (American beaver)
Lineage: Eukaryota; Metazoa; Chordata; Mammalia; Rodentia; Castoridae
Source: RefSeq, a predicted model, not a curated record